[Torrubiella] hemipterigena is the source of this 5999-nucleotide messenger RNA. The record is from the annotation of a GenBank genome assembly. Lineage: Eukaryota; Fungi; Ascomycota; Sordariomycetes; Hypocreales; Clavicipitaceae.
CAGCCGCCGCCUCACACAUCGCCAUCACCUGCUUCUUUCUUUGCUCCCCGACACAAAAUGAAGCGAGGAAAACAAGCCGGAUCAUCUGGCUUUGGUGGAUUUGGCGGCCAUGGCUCCCAGAGCUCGCUGUCUUAUCUUGCAGAGCCGCCGUCGUUCAACUCGAUUUCCAACCCCAACAUCGUCGUCUCUCUCAAAAAUGUCCUGAAGAAGGACAGCACGACGAAGACAAAAGCUCUCGAAGACGUUCUUGCUUACGUACAAGCCCACCCAUUCGAACAAAAUGGUGGUGUAGAGGAGGGUAUCCUUGAUGUCUGGGAACAUUUAUAUCCCAGAGCAUCGAUAGAUAACGCUCGUAGAGUUCGCGAACUCUCACAUAUACUGCAAUUCGAACUCAUGAAAUCGGCGCGAAAGCGCAUGGAGCGACGCAUUCCCAAUCUUGUUGGCGCCUGGCUAGCCGGACUUUUUGACCGAGACAGAGUGGUUGCUAGAGCUGCAAAUGAUGGAUUGUCGUCGUUCCUAACAACUCCUGAAAAGACUAACGGAUUCUGGAAGAAGUGCCAAUCGCAAAUUUUAACCUUUGCCUCGGAAGCGAUACAAGAGACAGCCGAUACACUGAGCGACGAUCGAUCGACGACAAAAGAGGAUGCCGAUGCUAAAUACUUCCGGGUGAUUAACGCGAGUCUGUCAUUAGUUCUAAACCUGUUGCACAGAAUAGAUGAUAAUGAAUUGGGAAAGGCAGAAGCAGAGUAUGAACAGUUCUUCUCCUCCCCCGCCAUUUGGAAGUCCAUCACACUUAUGGAUGCUGCGGUGCGGAGGACAACGAGCCAGCUGCUUCUACUAUGCCUAAAGAAAAACCUAAGCUAUGCUGAUACGGCCGAUUGUCGCAACGCCUUCAUUACGGGAGGCUUGAAGACUUCACAAACUGGGUCUGCCGUCGAAUACUUGACCGCUCUUGUCGUCUUGACAAGCACCAAGCCUGACAUCUGGAAUCCCGCAGCGAAAAGCAAAAAGUCGCCACUCGAACGCCUCGAAGCUUUCAUCACAAAAGGUUCCCAAGGCAGUAGAUCGGGCUAUUGGGAAGCCUUGGCGAAACUCUUGUCUGUCAUUCCCAAAGAUGCGUAUGUUGCCAGUACAAGCACAAAUAUGCCAGACGCUAUUCGACAAGGCCUUCAAAAUCGAGAAGAACCCUAUACAAAUAAUGCGCCUGCAUGGAAAUGCUAUACAGAAUCUAUUUCUCGCGAGCUUUCCCGACUGGAUGCAGACCAAGCUCCUAGCUUUGCAACAUCACAGAUUUUCCCUCUAUUUGAGCACUACAUCUUUCCUGUUGCUGGCAAAAAUACAUCUGGAGCUGGUGUGAUCUCUGUCGCAGGCCUCAAAGAUUUGUAUGUAUCAUACAGCAGCCACAGCACUACCGCCAGUGCUUCCUCAAAGCAAGAGUGGGAACGGCUAGGUGAGAUGAUGUGUGCCAAACUGUCAGCGUCUCUUCCUGGUGUUUCGCGUGAAUAUCAGAGCUCCCAGGAAUUGGUGGGAGAAGAGGGCAAACGAUGGCUCCAAUUGGACAGUGAGAUACACAAGGCGAUUAGUGUAGAGUCACAGGAGAUCCAAGAUUUCCUCUCGCCUCAGUCCUCCAAAAUUGUCGCGCAUUCAAUGGUUCUCCUGGAGAGUCGCAACAUGAAGCCCUUUGGAGCUGCCAGAAUCCUCGCAAGCGCGCUCCAAUUGACACCUCACAUAUUCCACGACGAGCUUGGCACUAGAAUAUGCGGCUUUCUCGAAGAGGCAGCAAACGAACAUAUCGAUCGAGUAGUUGAGUCCCCAUCGGCGUCCACGCUGCAGGCUUGUGUCAAUGCAAUUGGAACGAUAGACCCGAUAAAGUCACGAUUUGAUACUAUAUGGGAUCUUUGGGUGAAGGCGUCCCUUUCUCUGCCUCCCAGCAAUGAGCGAGCCAAGAUGUUAGGGUUACUCGUGGCGCAUGAUACUGUGAGCGAACGUGUGCGACAGUCCACGACUCUGCAAGCCGAGAUUAUUAGCCAAGGAAGGGCACUUGCGACAGGCCAGUCUGAUAGCUGGGGAUUAUUCACUCCUGCAAUUAGUCACAAUGGCCUAGACAAGUCCUCAGCAACAACGUUGACCACCGAAGUCACCCAGCUCAUCGAGGAGAAGCCGUCUGAAAGAGCGCUUGAAGUUCUAGAACUCAUUAUUAGAAGUAUGCCCGAGCUGCUCUCUGAAAACGAGGAUCUUCACACGACUUUGGUGACGCAGCUACUCGCGUUGUCCGAUCUGAAUGAAAGAUCUCCAUUGUCAGCCAAGGCCGCCAUGAUUCGAUCUAUGAUGGAAAACCAUAACGACGGACAGCUACCACUUGUCGGCAUAAUUCACGGCAAUCUUGACCACGCGAAUCCUCAGUCUCUCACUAUUGACACACUGAUCAAACAGGCCAAAAGCGCAACGGAAAAUGGAACGCCCCUCGAAGAACUCUUCCCAAGUACAAACGUUUGGAUGCAAGAAAUCACCGCGUUCACAUCACUCCCCAUCAACCCAUCAUUGACAAUCACAAAUAGCCUCCAGGGCGCCGCAACUCUCGGUCAGGCACAAGACUCACAUUCCCUCGGUUCUAUACCCCGAGUUGAGCGAGACAGGAAGGGCCGCUCGAUUCCCGUACGCAUGGCUCUCUAUUCCACCGCUCUGUGCAGUGGUGAUGUAGAGAUCUUCCAGCUUCCAACCGAAUUCCUGGUUGAACUGUUGUACCUCAAGUGUAUCACUAUUCAGCUCGCCACAGAUCAACUGACCGCGCUCGAUAACCACGGUUUAUGGACCGAUAUGCAAAGUCCAGCGACAUGUGAUGAAGCCGAAGGCCUUGUUACCACGCUACGGUCACAAAUUCGGCAAUAUGCAGUAGCGUCCGAAUGGUGGCAAAGCACCAACAAUAAUCCUGACAGCGUUGUUAUGAGAAAGCUGGUGCAGCUGCUCAUCACCGAAUCCAGUUCGCUGGCCCCGCAGUCAGUCUACAGCUCUCGAGCUCUGAGCGAGAUCUUGCAAGCCGUCUCAGAGUGCCCCGGUGCUCCAGCUCUCAUUGAGGAGAACUUUAUUCAGCCUGUUAUGUUGAAGGUUACCCCAGAGUCGACAUUGGUUGCUGCAGCUUUCUUGACUGGUCUAGGUGAAUCAUUGCAGUCGUCGAAACAGAUUAACAACUUCUGUAAUCGUCUGAUUAGUGAUGUAGCGGGCGCCACUGUCGACGGUAGAAAGACGUCCAUGAUUCUGGUUUUGUGCAGUCUUCUUAGCCAUAUCUAUGAGGUGGGCGAGUUGCCUGUUGCUAAUAACCGUAUCGUCUUUGCUGUUCGACAAAUCACAUCCUGGAUGGAGGAACCCGAGGAGAUUGAUGGUCAACUUGCAGCGGAUAUAUGCCGCGCUCUAUUGACUCUCUUGCCUUGUAUGAAGGAUGUUUACGGCUCGUACUGGGAGAAGACGGUUGACUUUUGUCUAUUCCUGUGGAAUGGAGUACAAGAGCACUACCCAGCCGAAGCCUUGCCUUUGAUUCAUUCGUCCCUCAAGCUGUCAAAAAUGUUGGAGAGUAUGACUGAAGCGAAUGAUGAUGCUCUGGAUGCUGUUAAGACGCUGCAAACAGCGAAACCAAAGGCUUUGAUGGAACUUCUUAAGCUCCCUCGUGCAAUCGAUUCUCAACCUGCAGAAAUUGUGGACGCAAUGCUUUGCCGAGAGGUAGAGAAGAUUCCGGACAGAAGCAUCACUGAACUCGAUGAAAUCUUCCCUCUGGUAGCGUCCGAAUCUAAGGAGAUUCAAACGGCAGCUUUCAAUUUGCUUCACCGCGCCAUUCCUCUUCAACAACAACAGCUUUCCGUUGAUGCGCUGUUGGAUAAAACAGAUGCACGUCUCCCAGAUGAGCUGCUUUCAUUGCUUUUGGACGCACCAAACUUCGAGGAUCUUUCAGACGAGGCAUUGUCUCGCUUCCCUGCCUCAGUGCGAUGUUACUUGCUGUCUUGGAAGCUUGUUUUUGAUGCUUUCUCGACAUCGUCUUUUAAAUUGCGUAACGAUUUCAUGGAGAAUCUCAAAGCUGACGGCUGCAUCAACCCGCUUCUGGACUUUUUGUUUGAUGUUUUGGGCCACUCUGCAGCCCAUCCCUUGAAUUUGGAUAAAGAGGGCCUGGGAUCUGAGCAGAUCUACGAAUAUAACGUGAAACUUGCCAGAGCCGAGUCUGAUGAGAAGGAUAUGCAAUGGCUACUGAUUCACCUGUACUAUCUGGUACUAAAGUACACACCGGGUCUAUUCAAAACGUGGUACAUUGACUGCCGUUCCAAGCAAACCCGCAUCGCCGUUGAAAGCUGGACCACAAAGUACUACUCGCCGUUGAUCAUCACCGACACCCUCGAGGAGAUUCAAACAUGGGCAGAUUCCCAAGAGCCACCUGCGAUGGAUGAGCAAGAGCUUCAAAUCAAGGUAUCCAGCGCCGCUCGGGAGGUCACUGCUGGCUACGAAGUCGACGAAGCGCAAGCAUCGAUCGUUAUAAAGAUCCCGUCAAGCUACCCCAUUGAGAAUGUGGUUGUCAACAGCUUACAUCGUGUAGCUGUAUCCGAGAAGAAAUGGCAGAGCUGGAUCAUGACAACUCAGGGUGUUAUUACCUUCUCAAAUGGUAACAUUAUCGAUGGUCUGCAAGUGUUCAAGCGCAACAUUGUUGGUGCUCUCAAGGGCCAGAGCGAGUGUGCUAUUUGCUACAGUAUCAUCUCUACAGACAAGAGAAUGCCUGAUAAGCGUUGCUCUACCUGCAAGAACCUGUUCCACCGAACUUGCUUGUACAAGUGGUUCCAAACCAGCAGUCAGAACACUUGUCCACUCUGCCGAAACCCAAUUGACUAUUUGGGUGCCGACACAGCCAAGAGACGCCAGUAGCGUGUUUAUAUUUAGGAGGAGAGGUAUAUACAUAUAUAUUUAAAAGUAGAUCGUCUAUAGACUUUGCUUAUGAGUGCGCAAUCAUUUAGGGGAGAAGGGGGCGUGGUUGAGCGUCUAUGCAUGGUUAGGAGUUUGUUUCAAAAAUGAAAAGUGUUUUAUAUUUUACUUACAUCUGCUGCCGUAGCUCUUCCACCAUAUGUUACCGUUUUCGUUAUGAUGUCUCGAAACUCGGGAUCAAUUGUCGGCAGAAUCUCAGUCCAAGUCCGGCUGGGGAACACAUUCCACAUCUCAAACGGCGAUACCCGGAAAUUCUUUGCCUCUGGCCAUAUCUCGGGCGUUGGUGUGCCCAAGGUCUUGAAUAUGCUGAGAAUUAGGCCUAGCUGGUUGCCAUCUUCGUGCGCUGGGCGUGAUUCGAACGGCGGCUUGGGAGGAUUUGUGACAGCCUCAGCUAACAUUACGCCCAACGACCACAUAUCUACUGCUGUUGAGUAAGAUUUAUCCACAAAGAGCGUUUCUGGAGAUCGAUAUGGCCCUGUACCAAUGUCGAGAAUCUUGUUGUCGGGGGCCUCAGAGGAUUUUGAAAACUCAGGGUGCCAGGCUGUACCAAAGUCAGAUAGGAGAGCUGGUCCAUCAGCUGACUUGAGGAGGAUGGCAGAUGGUUUGAUGUCGCGAUGUAUUAUACCAAUUGAAUGGAUAUACGAUAGCCCGUUGAGAAUGUCUGUGAAUAUUGUAGUUGUACGGGCUUUUGUGGGUGUUCCAGUUUCUAGCAGUGUCGCAAGCGUGAGAGGCAUAAAGGGGAAGACGAGAACAAGGCGCUGUUCUUCAUCACGAAAAGUAUUGAUGAGUUGAAUGAUGGUUUUAUGGCUGAGAGAAUUGAGGACUUUGAUUUCGCGCUGAGGAUUAUGCGGUUCCAUGUUGUUUGGUGAAGUGAUGACUUUGAGAGCAAAGUUUUCGCUUGUGCGAUAAACCUCUGACGUAACACCAUCUGAUAUAAAUCUGCAAUUGGCGUGUCCUCUAAUUGUUACUCCAGGGUCUUCAUUCUCUGUUUGUUCCGAGUGAAGACUUGGAGGAACUGUAUCUUGUGGUUUGCAUGCUGCAUU